Molecule: messenger RNA, 1302 nt
Organism: Dermochelys coriacea (leatherback sea turtle)
Lineage: Eukaryota; Metazoa; Chordata; Testudines; Dermochelyidae
Gene: TRAPPC2
Product: trafficking protein particle complex subunit 2
Exons: 5
Coding region: 173-595 (140 amino acids)
Biological process (GO): endoplasmic reticulum to Golgi vesicle-mediated transport
Cellular component (GO): nucleus; cytoplasm; TRAPP complex
Source: RefSeq, a predicted model, not a curated record
GAGAACCGACUGUGAUCGAUGGCUCUCGCGCGAGCUGAGAGCGGCUGGGCGUUCACCUUCAGAGUGCGGUGACCAGCGGUGACGCCAUCAGCCCGCGCCCGGCGGUGGGGGAGCUCGCGGGGACAGCUUGGCGCAGCGGCGGCUGGACAAGUGGGGCAUUAUUUUGAAGACAAUGUCUGGAAGUUACUACUUUGUAAUAGUUGGUCAUCAUGAUAAUCCAGUAUUUGAAAUGGAAUUUCUACCUUCUGGAAAAGUGGAGUCCAAGGAUGAUCAUCGUCAUCUCAACCAGUUCAUAGCUCAUGCUGCUCUUGACCUAGUAGACGAGAAUAUGUGGCUGUCUAACAACAUGUACCUGAAGACAGUGGACAAGUUUAAUGAAUGGUUUGUUUCUGCUUUUGUCACUGCAGGACAUAUGAGAUUUAUUAUGCUUCAUGAUGUAAGACAAGAAGAUGGAAUUAAAAACUUCUUUAAUGAUGUCUAUGACUUGUAUAUAAAGUUUGCAAUGAAUCCAUUCUAUGAACCUAAUUCUCCUGUUCGAUCAAGUGCAUUUGACAGAAAAGUGCAAUUUCUUGGGAAAAAACAUCUUUUAAGCUGAAUACUUUUAAAUAGAGAGACUUUAUUGCAUCUUCAUGAAUCUGAACUGUAAUUAACUUAAAUAACAUGGUAAGUUUUCAGCAUGUUUGACAUGUCUCUUUUUGAAGACUUAAGACAAAUGAGCUGCCCCAUAAUUUUUUUCCAGUGACAACUAAAAACCAACUGAGCUUUUGGGGUUAUGAGAAAUACUGUAAAAAAUCCUUCUAGUUGCCAUGUGUCGUGAAAGUGUUAAACGAACAAGUCAGUAUAAACAGUGGUAGCAAAUCUUGCUGUAUUCCAAAGUUAAAGGCAUCAGUAUAUCAGUUGCCUUAUCAAUGCAGAGAUGAAAAGCAGAUCUCUUCUGUUUAUGUAGCCUGUUGGAAAUCAGAUCUAAAUGCAAAAAAAGCUUUAGUGUCUGAGUGUAUUUCACAAUUGUAUGACUUAACACAACGAAUAGGGAAUUUCUUAAUUGUUAGGCCUAAAGGGAGAAAUAUUGGUUAACGUAGUAAGAUUAAAGGUUGCUAUGUUUGUCACAGUCCCAAAUAGGAAACUCUUGCACAGCACAAUACAAGACUAAUUUCCCCUUGCCCCUGUCAUGUGAGCUUUCAGAGAUGCAUCCCAGAAUGCUGUGGUUAAAGAAACAUCUGGGGCUGGCAAUUAAGACCUUGCAAUACUAUUUUCCAAUAAGUCAGCAACUCUCAAACAGUUCUCUUUUUUUUUUUUUUUUUU